AGACAGCUAUAAUGUACAUUUUCUGAGGGUUUCAACACGUCCUGGCGACAUGGCGCGACAGUUCAGAAUACGUCCACUUUUCACAGGAUUUCAUGGCCAUAAAAGAAGCCGGAGAGAAUGCAUAAGUUGGUAUCUUGUGUUUCCUAUCUACAAGCGUCUAUGUGGCGAAUGUAGCUGUGUUUAAAUAGAUCGAUUGAAAGCCCUGAUUUGAGAGAGGCUAAGUCAAUAUGAUUGGAAAAUAUCAUGUUGCCAUUUGCCAGUUGGUUGGAAGACGACCAAUAGAACUAGCAAACGUCGAUCUGAUAACUGUAUAUAAGUAUCUGGGGAUGUCUGGUGGGAACAUUGGCUUAACGUACUACAGAUCUUAACUAGUACCUGUUUACUUUAGACCACACCUAUAGCUACGUCAUGGGAAAGGACGUGUACAUUUUGCUUCUAUUACCUGUGGGCUGUUUUUGCUACGGACUACCAUAUGGUGCAGUUAAACGGAAUCCAUGUGACCAAUUCACAGAACUGAAGAACAUGUCGUCUCGAUCCCCAAACUACAUAGGGGGUCCAGUGAUUAACAACGAUGUCAACCUGGCCUCGGAGUGGUACGCAGCACCUGCUGGGUGGGAGCUACUCAGUCACGACCCUGGCAGAUGGAAGACGUGUGGUACAGAAAAACCAAUUUAUAGAACCGAUAAAAGUAACAAGAGAUCCACCAUGUGUGUCAGGACUGUUAGUGAUCCCUGUGCCUACACAUUCUCCAUGGACACAGAGGUGUGCGGCGACAGAGAGAUGUACAAGCUGUCAACAGACAUCGUUUCUUCGGGAUUCUGCUUUUCGUGCACCGAGCGUAAGCAGGACAUCCUCAUCAUCUCCGAUGUUUCACGCUCAAUUGGACCCAAGACGUUUGAGAAAAUGAAACAAUUUCAACUGUCAUUGUUGAGAUCUAUUAACAUAAGCCAGGACACUGACGCUGUUGCUUUGAUGGAGUUUUCCGAAAGCCCCAGAGUACUUAUUAAUCUCGACUCACCUUCUUCAGUGAGGGAAGCAGAUCUCCUGUCAAUGAUAAACAAGCAACAAUUUGAAAACGGACCUUCGACCGACCUUGCAGACGCCAUCGACAUGGCAGUAACAGAGGUUUUCACAGCACAGAAGGGUGACCGGGCAGAUGCCGACAACAUAGUGAUCUUGUUCACUGAUGGCUGGCUUGACAAGUCAGAGAAGGAAGAUGUGGCUGCUGCGAUUCGUCAGCUUUCUGCAGAAGUACUUGUUGUCGCUAGCAAGGGGGUAAAUUCCGCUGUUCGAGAAAUUGCCUCGAAACCUAAAGAUGACCACAUCUUCCUUCUUGAGGGUACAAAUGAAGUGGACAAAAUUAAGGGGAAGAUCUCGCCAUGUUCCCUUUGAAGAACACCUAAAGACCUGUUUCGCACAUACAAUGAUGAAAUAGGUGUCGAAAACCAUAUUUCAUUUCAAUAAAGA
Messenger RNA from Haliotis rubra (blacklip abalone), 1467 nucleotides. RefSeq names its product cartilage matrix protein-like. Lineage: Eukaryota; Metazoa; Mollusca; Gastropoda; Lepetellida; Haliotidae. The record is from RefSeq and is a predicted model, not a curated record. Bases 409 to 1392 code for a protein of 327 amino acids. The transcript is spliced from 5 exons.